Messenger RNA from Cyprinus carpio (common carp), 1619 nucleotides. RefSeq names its product ADP-ribosylation factor-like protein 8B-A. Gene Ontology annotation, cellular component: lysosomal membrane. The record is from RefSeq and is a predicted model, not a curated record. NCBI's taxonomy places the organism in Eukaryota, Metazoa, Chordata, Actinopteri, Cypriniformes, Cyprinidae. Gene Ontology annotation, molecular function: GTP binding; GTPase activity. Gene Ontology annotation, biological process: protein transport; anterograde axonal transport.
UUUGAACACACACUGAGUUCGCAAACGUUUCACAGUCAUAUGACAGUGGCCAGUUCCUCUCAAACACUACGUUACGAUUCUAGUUGUGAAAAACAUUGCAAACAACACAGACCUGUUUAAUCAAGCAUCAAAAUGUUGGCACUCAUUAACCGCCUCCUGGACUGGUUUAAGGCUCUAUUUUGGAAGGAAGAAAUGGAGUUAACCCUCGUCGGACUGCAGUAUUCGGGGAAAACGACGUUUGUUAACGUAAUCGCGUCAGGCCAGUUCAGCGAAGACAUGAUUCCAACGGUCGGGUUCAACAUGAGGAAGGUCACGAAAGGCAACGUCACCAUCAAGGUCUGGGAUAUAGGAGGUCAGCCGAGGUUCAGGAGCAUGUGGGAGCGAUACUGUCGUGGAGUGAAUGCAAUAGUGUACAUGGUGGAUGCAGCAGACCGGGAGAAGGUUGAAGCUUCCAGAAAUGAGCUGCACAAUCUUUUAGACAAGCCACAGUUACAAGGAAUCCCUGUGUUGGUGCUUGGGAAUAAGAGAGAUCUACCUAAUGCGUUGGAUGAGAAACAGCUAAUUGAAAAAAUGAACUUGGCUGCUAUUCAAGACCGGGAGAUCUGCUGCUACUCUAUUUCCUGCAAAGAGAAAGAUAACAUUGACAUUACACUUCAGUGGCUAAUCCAGCACUCAAAGUCAAGAAGAAGCUGAAAGUGUCUUCAGAGGGCCCAAGUUUAUCCGCUGCCAUGUUACUCUCACACCACAUCCUGCUCACUUUGUGAAACUGUACAGUUCUCCAUACUGCCCCCCCUCACACUACCCUGCUUGUCUGUUCCCAUAAUUCUUCACAAGCUCCUCCUCCCAACUGCAUCAGUUAUGUCAAAGGUACAUCAGUCGCUAAAAGACAGUAGUCUGCAGAAUGAGUUUCUCCACCUCUUACAGCCUGCUGUCAGAUGAACAUUAUGGAUUCAUGGUUUUGCAAAUCCCAGCAGCUCCAGUGGUCUCCACUUGGGGUUUCCUGAACAAAUAUAUUAAAAAACUGAGAAAAAAAAAAAAAAUCAAACUUUAAUAUCGUGUUCUGCCUUUUUCCUCCAGUCUGUCAGAUUAUGCUCUUGAGAGCGUGUAAUAUCGUUUGGACUGUUGCUUUUAUUUCUUUCCUUUUCUCCCCGCCCAAAUUGUCUCUUGAGCAGUCUGUAAUAUUUAAAUAUGAGGAGCAGUCCAGUAAAUAAACAGUUUAAAUGAAGAUUCAGAAAGAUUUUUACAGAAGUGAGUGUAAUUAUAUUUGAGAGGAUGAAUGUUUUGCUGGUAAAGGUAUUCAUUGAGCUCGAUGAAGUCUUUGCAUCCUGUUGAUGAGCUGAGAGAGAGAGAGUAGGUGAAGUUAAAGUGCCUUGUGCAGUGUAUCUGUCCCUCAAGAUGAAAAGUAUACCGGGUGUGCCUGCCUGGAACUAGAUUGGAUAAAGACAGCUUACUUUGAACUGCAAGAACUGAAGGCAUGCUUUUUAAGGUAGAUUAUUGUACUGUUGUCAUUAUCAAUUAAAUAUUUGUGAAAAGAGGCAAAUGUUGCAAACCCCACUAUUAUCAAUGCACUUUUGUAAAUAUAAUGAACCAAUAAAUAGAUUGUCAACAUGUAGGAGGAA